Messenger RNA from Ostreococcus lucimarinus CCE9901, 3147 nucleotides. RefSeq lists its product with no specific name. The transcript is spliced from 2 exons. Gene Ontology annotation, molecular function: protein binding. Lineage: Eukaryota; Viridiplantae; Chlorophyta; Mamiellophyceae; Mamiellales; Bathycoccaceae. Bases 1 to 3147 code for a protein of 1048 amino acids. The record is from RefSeq and is a predicted model, not a curated record.
AUGUCGGCGCUGUCGAGCGUCGCGCGCGCGCGCGCGUCGGGAACGACGGUGCGCACGCGCCGUCGCUCGCGGCGCGCGCGCGGGACGCGAAGGGCGACGAACGAGGACGACGCGGACGCUGGGUUCGACGUGGAAAUCGCGGAAAAACCGACGCACUGGCGCGUCGUCGAUGGCUUCGUGAGCGAUUUCGCGAACGAUUUGCGCGCCGUGUACGAUGGACGCACGCGCGAUCCGCUGCGCGUGGAUCCGGAGCGGUUCGUGUGGGAUUACUGGCACGUGCCGAAUCAGUACACGCUGCUGCGAACGCCCGCGGAGGACUAUUUCGGCGCCGAGCGGUACGGCGAGUUGGAAAAGGCGCUGUUGGAGUACGGACGGAGAGAGUUGGGAUGCUCGGCGAUCACGCCGGUGUGGAUGUCGUGUUACGUGCACGGGAUGCGGCAAGAGUUGCACGCCGAUGUGCCGCACGGACCGUGGGCCUUCGUGCUCAGUUUGACAAAGAACGACGCGGAGGAUGGGUCGUACGGCGCACAUUUUAGGGGCGGUGAAACGCAAAUAAUGCGCCCCGAGCGAUUGAAUUAUUGGAAGAAUUUUGACGCCGGCGAGGUCGUCGAGCGGUCGCAAAUCAUGGAGACCAUCGCGCCGACGUUUGGGCGUCUCGUGGCGUUCGACCCGCGCCUACCGCACGGCGUCACUGAAGUUUUCGGGACUCAAGAUCCGAGGCACGGAAGGUUGGUACUACACGGAUGGUUUAAAGACCCCGAACCGUCGUUUUCUGGCGCAUUGACGGAGGAGGACGCGUCGCCGACGCUCGAGGGCGCGCUCGGGGAACUGUACGGACGUCUCGUCGAGCUUCCCCGAGCGAGCGGCAUGGUUUGCGCCGCGCUCACCGUAGCUCCAGAUGGUGCGGUGACCAAUCUACGAUGGACGUGCGAUACCCUGACGCCGAUUCCUUUGCCCGAGCUCCCGAGUGAGACGGACAUUCGCGACGCCAUCAUGCUCGACAUCGCGAGCGCGCUGUUGGAGUUGAAAUUUCCGGCUCGCGAUGCCGACACAGAAAUGACCCCGACCGCGUCCGACGGCGCCGACGAUGAUAUUGUCGACGUGCACGCCUUCAAAACCCCUCGCGGAGUCGUGCGCGUGCGCACGCGGCGUCCGAAACUCUUUCCAGAAGACACUUCAACCGCCGAGUGCGACGAGACUGGACGCGUCGCCUGGCGCGCUCUCCCAGCGCUCUGCGCGUAUUUAGCCAGCGACGAAGGAUACUCGAUCGUGGUCGAGCGCUCGCGCGUGCUCGAGCUCGGCGCGGGGCUGGGGACGCCUGGGAUGCUGUGCUGGCUGAGCGGCGCCGCGCGCGAGACGACGCUGACGGACGGAAACGCCGACGUCGCGAGCGAUCUACGGCGAUCGAUCGAGAUGAAUCGAAACUUUGUAGAUGACAAUGUAUUGACGUCGCUCGGGAGCGCGACGGCGGGGACGCUGGAGUGGGGGCGAGGGGACGCAGAUGAUUUCGCGAGAAAAACGUUUCCACUCGUCGUCGCGAGCGACGUGGUGUACAGCGAGGCAUCGGCGCGCGAUGUGUUAGACGUCGUGCACACAAAGCUCGAGCGUGAUAAUGGGAUGCUUUUACUCGCGUACGUGUCGCGUUGGGCGCACGUGGAUCGGGCGCUGUACGAGGCAAUCGUAGCCGGUGGGUGGACCGCAACGCUGAUUCCCGUGGCGGAUUUCGACGAGCUCGCUCGCAAAGAAUCGUUGGAAGGUCGACCUUGUUUGUUCGAAAUCACACGCGGUGGGUGCGGCGCGCGCGGGCAAAUUCGAGCAAGAAUGCCGAAACGCGCUCGUGAGUGGUUUGAUGCUGAAUUAAACGUGCUCAAGAUCACACCCGCGGACGCGUUUACGGAGCGCUUUGCUGAUGACUUGUGUUCAACACUCGAGACGCACGGAGGCGCGAUCGAGAGUCUGGAGAUUAACGCGAAAGGGCCGUUUAGAAUACAUCAAGACACGCUUCGUUGUUUGCUCGACGUGUUUGCGAAACACGCGUCACGAGUGAAGCUAAUUAGGUUGAAGUUGUGCGAAACUUGGCUCGAUGUCGACGGAUGGCGCGCCUUGGGAGAUUUUCUCUGCGAAUCGGACGUGCGCGAUUUGGAGAUUAUCGGUGAGGAUGUCGACGAGGAAAUUUUGCACGCGAUGACGAAUUCGAGUGGAAACGUUGCAAACUCGUGGGUCAGUCGAUUGAAGAGCUUAAAGUUCAGCCGUUGCGACCGAUUGAACGCUCAAGCCAUUGUCGCGCUUCGACAGUCGUGGUUUCCUCCGCCCGCUCUCGCACGCGAGUUGGAAUGUUUCGAAGUAAGCUUCUGCCCAAUCGGCGACGAAGGCAUAAAAUCAAUCUGUGACAUCGAAUUUGUUGGCUUGCGCGAGCUUCGUCUGGCGAACGUUGGCGUGUCCGCGAUUGGCGGCGCCGACGUCGCUUCAAGACUCGUGGCGCGGUGCGAACAAUUACGAAACCUCGAUCUGAGCGGCAACGAUUGUUUUGACGCCAACGGCGCGGCCGAGCUUUCUACAUAUCUCGAAACCAUAGGGAAAUCACUCGUGAUCUUGGAUCUGAGUGGUUGUUCUCUAGGAGAUAACGGAUUGAUUUGGUUGUGCGAAGCGCCUCGAGGGCUGAAAACGCUGCGUCGCCUCGAGACUCUUCGUCUUGGUUCGAACGGAAUCGGCGACUCGGCGAUGCCAGCGCUGGCCAAUCUCUUCCAAAAUGGUCACUUUCCUAUGCUAAAGUGUUGCGAUCUGUCCAUGAACGUCAUCUCAUGGCGCGGCACGUACGAUUUUACCGAAGCCUUCGACGUCGCCGCCGCCGCCGCCGGCGCGUCGCCUACUCCCCUCGAGAUCCUCAGCCUCCGCGGAAACCACAUCGGCGAUGACGGCAUCGACGCCAUCACCGAUAUUCUCCCCAAUCUCCCUCACUUGCACACGCUCGACGUCUCCGACUGUGACCUCACCGCCGUCGCCGUCCGCCGUCUCGCGGAAUCGUCCUCGUCUCGCACGUUCGCCGCGACGCUCUCCCGCAAUCCCGGCAUCGACCGAACCGCCGUGGCCGCUCUCGCGCGCGAAUUCGAUGAUUUAGCUUUUGCUCGCGGACUAGAUGGAUUUUAA